Brachypodium distachyon (stiff brome) is the source of this 1155-nucleotide messenger RNA. RefSeq lists its product as uncharacterized. NCBI's taxonomy places the organism in Eukaryota, Viridiplantae, Streptophyta, Magnoliopsida, Poales, Poaceae. The transcript has a single exon. The record is from RefSeq and is a predicted model, not a curated record. The coding region runs from base 103 to 1155 and encodes 350 amino acids.
CACAUUGAUAGAAAUCGUGAAGCUUCUGAAAUCCAAUUGAGGGCUGACUACUUCUCGAAGAAUCCUGUGUACACUAGUAAGCAGUUUCGACGAAGGUAUCGUAUGAGGCGUCAUCUAUUUCUACAUAUUGUUGACACUCUUAGUGAUUGGUCUCCCUAUUUUCGUCAAAGGAGCGAUGCAUUUGGCAAGGCUGGAUUUUCUCCCUUGCUCAAAUGCACCGCUGCUAUCCGUAUGUUGGCAUAUGGUACACCUGCUGAUGCUAUUGAUGAAAAUCUGCGAAUAGCUGAAAGCACAAUCCUAGAGUGCUUGAGUAUUUUUUGCAAGGGUGUGAUGCAAAAUUUGGGUCCAGAAUACCUAAGGAGGCCCAAUAAUGAAGACAUACAACGGUUGCUUCACAUAGGGAGGGCCCGUGGCUUUCCUGGAAUGUUGGGAAGUCUUGACUGCAUGCACUGGGAAUGGAAAAAUUGCCCAGUUGCAUGGCAAGGGCAGUUCACUCGUGGUGAUCAAGGAACGUCCACCGUCAUGCUUGAAGCUGUUGCCUCACAUGACCUAUGGAUAUGGCAUGCAUUUUUUGGUGUUGCUGGAUCAAAUAAUGAUAUCAAUGUGUUGAACCAAUCAACUUUGUUUACUGAAGUAGUACAAGGCAGAGCUCCAGAGGUUCAAUUUAUGGUGAAUGGUAAUGAGUACAACCUGGGCUACUAUUUAGCAGAUGGUAUUUAUCCGGAGUGGGCAGCAUUUGUGAAAACAAUCCCCCUGUCUCAAAGUGACAAGCACAAAUUAUUUGCACAGCACCAAGAAUCAGCAAGGAAAGAUGUAGAGCGUGAUUUCGGUGUUUUGCAAGCUCGUUUUGCCAUUAUACGUAACCCAGGACGUAUGUGGCAAGAGAAUACGCUUGCCAAAAUCAUGUACACUUGCAUUAUAUUGCACAACAUGAUUGUCCAAGACGAGAGAGACUCCUAUGAAGUUCGUCAUGAUUUUGACUAUGAAAAGGGUAAAUAUCAUGUACCAUUGGAAGGAUUUACAGAAGGGCCACUACAUGGAUUUAAUAUGGUACUUGAUGCGGACGCCGCUAUUCGGGAUCGACCAACACAUCACCGUCUCAAGGCUGACUUGGUAGAGAAUAUUUGGCAACAAUUUGGAGACCAUGAAGCUUAA